GAUCUCAUUUUGUGUGUACAAGUUCUCUUUCUAUAACUCCCUGGUCUUGGCAGAGAUUCUCCAAACCACUAGUUCUGUGUGAGCAUUAUCUAAAAGAUGAAACGCAUGGAUAUCUUCUGUGCAUCUCAAGCUUCAACAGCGAUAUGUCUGAGCAUGGAUGAAGCUUCGUGCUCCUCUUCUUCCAACACCAUUCUGCUUGGAGGCAGAGUCAUUGACCGCCACAACCCCAUUAUCAAUGACUCAAGAAGGAGCACUUCAAAAUCUCUCACUGCCCCUUGUUCCUCCGCUCACUCACCCAUCAACCCCAAGCCUUACCAUGAGCUCCAUAAGUCCAAGAAAAACACUUCUUCUUCUUUCAAAUCUGCAGCCAAGGGCCAUCAAAAUCACAAGAACAAAAACACCCCUCAACAUCUCACCAACACUUCUGCUUCAACUAGAUCUUUGGUCGGUGGCUCCUCCUUAGUCGAUGCUUCUUCUUCUUCACAUUAUGAUCCAGUUUUGGGCUUAACUACUCCUACGGUUAAUACCAGAACUUCUCAAGUUCUUCAUCGAGAUGAAACCACUCCUGUUUCUAAACUUUCUACCUCUUCUCAUCCAAAAUCUUGUUCCUCAGACCAGGUUGUGGUAUUGAGGGUAUCUUUGCAUUGCAAAGGUUGUGAAGGGAAAGUGAGGAAACAUCUCUCCAGAAUGCAUGUUGUUGAUUCUAUGAGCAGGAGUUACUUCCUUCAACAUAGAUUUUGCUGCAAAGAAGGUGACAGUUGUUGGAGAUGUGACUCCAUCGAGUGUAUUGGCUAGCAUAUCGAAGGUGAAAAAUGCACAAUUAUGGCCAGCUACUGUUGAAACAAAGUAAUAAAUUUAUCUGAGAGGGAAGUAGAAUAUUGAUAUUCAUCUAUGCUUGAGUCUGCAGUUUAAUUAUUGUAAAUGCAAAUGUUAACAAGAAUAACUGUGCCUUUAAAGGUAGUAAAAAAGAAGGCAGAGUUUUGGAGAAUUAUUAUGAACUUGACAUUUUUUCUAGUUACAAAUAAUUUUCUAUCUAAAUUUCAAGCUCAAGAUUUAUUGUUUUGAAGUGUGACUUGUGAAGUUCACAUGUUAGUAUUCAUCCAGUUCACAUGUCAGUAUAUGUGUUUUUAAUGGUAAGAAA
Vigna unguiculata (cowpea) is the source of this 1141-nucleotide messenger RNA. Its product is annotated as protein SODIUM POTASSIUM ROOT DEFECTIVE 1-like. The record is from RefSeq and is a predicted model, not a curated record. NCBI's taxonomy places the organism in Eukaryota, Viridiplantae, Streptophyta, Magnoliopsida, Fabales, Fabaceae. Gene Ontology annotation, molecular function: metal ion binding.